UUAAUGACUAACUUUUAAGACUAGUCUUUUAUGCAACCGGCCACUGAUAUAAGGAUUUGAUUGAAAAGUCUUUUUAUGCCCCAAACAAGACACUGAAGAGAGCCUAUCCCGUGGUGCAUGUUGCCUGUUUAAGGGUUAAUUUCAUAUACGCUCAGCGGGUUUGCAGUGAGACAUUAAGCAGAUUUGUUGUUUUGUCCACAGUAACUGACAGUAGAUCAGUCACAAACACAGUCAGUCCUCGUGUACAAACCUGACAUUAUGAGCCUGGCUCAAGAGCUUAUAAGUCUGGCUGUUCAACUAUUUCCUGCUAAAUCUCACACUUUCAGAGAUAUAACGGUCACUUUUCUAGUAUUUCUACUCUCUACAAUAUUACAAACACAUUAUGAGCAGAAUGCAUGUUCAGUUGUAUGUGUCUGCAAGUGUAAACACCUCUCGCUCUCUUCUUGUUAGCCACUCCUACCUUCAGUUAAAGUGAAACUCAUCCAUACUUCCUGUUUAACCUGAAUGUGGGAUUUAUCUGCGUCACAUCUUUCUGUUUCACGGGGCUCAGCUGUUGUUGAGGUGCUGUUUGUGUGCAGUGAAAUGGCAGAAGCGAGUGUUUCUUUGGCUCAGGAUCAGUUUAGCUGUUCAAUCUGUCUGGAUCUACUAAAAGAUCCAGUGGCCAUUCCCUGUGGACACAGUUACUGUAUGAGCUGUAUUACAGACUACUGGGAUCAGAAGAGACUCUACAGCUGCCCUCAGUGCAGACAGACCUUCAAUACAAGACCUGUUUUAGGUAAAAACACCAUGCUGGCUGAAGUGGUGGAGAAACUGAAGAAGACUAAACUACAAGCUGCUCAUCCUGAUCACUGUUAUGCUGAACCCGGAGAUGUGGAGUGUGACGUCUGUACUGAGAGAAAACACAAAGCUGUCAAGUCCUGUCUGGUGUGUCUGAACUCUUACUGUCAAAAUCAUCUUGAACAACAUGAGAAAUUCUUCAAAGGGAAGAAGCACAACCUGAUAGAUGCCACUGGACGACUUCAGCAGAUGAUCUGCCCACAACAUGAUAAAGCUCUUGAGAUUUACUGUAAAACUGAUCAGCUCUGUAUAUGUUAUUUGUGUACAUUUGGCAAGCACAAAAAUCACGAUACUAUAUCAGCUGAAGAAGAGAGGACAGAGAAACAGAAACAACUGAAGGAGACACAGAGAAAAUACCAGCAGAGAAUCCAGGAGAGUCAGAAGAAGCUUCAGGAGCUGAGAGAUGCUGUGGAGACUCAUAAGCGCUCUGCACAGACAGCAGUGGACGACACUGAGAGGAUCUUUACUCAACUGAUCCGAUCCAUUGAGAGAAGACGAUCUGAGGUUAAACAGCUGAUCAGAGAUCAGGAAAAGACUGCAGUGAGUGAAGCUGAAGGACUCAUGAAGCGAUUGGAGCAGGAGAUUGAUGAUCUGAGGAGGAGAGACGCUGAGCUGGAGCAGCUUUCACACACAGAUGAUCACAUUCAUUUCAUCCAGAGUUUCAAAUCUCCCCCUGUUCCUCCUGAAUCUACAAACUCUGAGAUAACUGUCAAUUCUCCUCUCUGUUUUAAUGAAUCUGUGUCUCGUCUGAGAGAGAAACUGGAGAAUUUUUGCAGAGAAGAAAUUGAAACGAUAUCUGAUCGAGUAAUAAACUUUUCAAUCAUUGAGCUCCCAAUCAGGCAGGAGAUCCAUAAAUAUUUUUGUCAGUUCACUGCAGAUCCAAACACAGCACAUAAAUGUCUCUGUCUGUCUGAGGGGAACAGAGUGAUUACUUACACUAACAGAGUCCAGCCGUAUCCUGAUCAUCCAGACAGAUUUAAUCAUUGGGAUCAGGUGUUGUGUAGUGAGAGUGUGAGUGGACGCUGUUACUGGGAGGUUGAGUGGAGUGGUCAGGUGUAUAUAUCAGUGUCAUAUAAGAGCAUCAGCAGGAAGGGAGGGGGUAAUGAGUGUUUGUUUGGAAGUAAUGAUCAGUCCUGGAGUUUGUACUGCUGUGACUCCAGUUGUUCAUUCUGGCACAAUAAUAUUGAGACUAAACUCCCAGUAGUGUCCAGAUCUUCUAGAAUAGGAGUGUAUGUGGAUCACAGUGCAGGAUCUCUGUCCUUCUACAGCGUCUCUGACACAAUGACCCUCAUCCACAGAGUCCAGACCACAUUCACUAAACCUCUCUAUCCUGGGUUUAGAUUGUAUAGUUUGUUUAGACAAUCAAAAGCAAAACUUUGUGAAAUAAACACUACAGGUCCAUAAUAAAUCCGUAACGGUGAGAUGUUUUUUUUCAAUUAGAUAGCUAAACUCCUGUCAGGGAAAUAUCGUGUGACUUUAGUAAUGUUAUUAUCUUGGAUUAGUUCAAUGAAUUAUAAUUGUAUAAUGCAAAAGUAGUAAACGAUGAAUGUAAAAUCAACAACAAUUGACAUUAACGAUGAAAAUGUAUGUUUGUAAUUUUACUUGGGUAAAAGUAAUUUGUUUUAUUAAUGUAAAUAAAGCGGUUGACAGCAUGA
This is a messenger RNA of Misgurnus anguillicaudatus (oriental weatherfish), 2492 nucleotides long. RefSeq names its product tripartite motif-containing protein 16. The record is from RefSeq and is a predicted model, not a curated record. Lineage: Eukaryota; Metazoa; Chordata; Actinopteri; Cypriniformes; Cobitidae. Gene Ontology annotation, molecular function: zinc ion binding; protein binding.